UGCAAAAGGCGAAUUAGAACAGCGAUCUUUAGCGUGCCAAAAUGAGCUGCUUAAGCAUUUCUGGCUAUUUGGGAUGGUUCUACCAAGUACCGUUUCACCUUUUAAUCACCCACAAAGUUCGACAUCGGACCGAUUAUUCGUUAAACAGCCCCAAAUCAGCUAUAAAGUACGAGCUGGCUAUUUGGGCAUGUUCACUGCAUGUUUUAUUUUCGUCAUUCUCUAGAAUAGUGACCAACCUGUGCUCCCCGGACCCCUUGUGGACAUCUUAGAGUGAUCUCACUGUAGUAUUUUCAUAUUAUUUGGCGUUACAACCACUUUUGGUUUAGGUUUGUCUGAACCACUCAUAAGCUUGGCUGACAAGCGUGCCUAAUUGGUGUGAUCAUAACUGGACAGUCACAAUGAUAAUUGACGACUGUAUUAAGAGACCGACUCCAUGAGCCAAUCCGAAUAGUAUCUGACUCAAAUAGUCAAUGCUUUAGAAACAAAUUUGUAAUGUAAACAAUUUUGAAGUUAAUUUUCAAAUGCUAGUUAUUUAGUGAAUGCCGGUCACGUAAUACAGUCAACUUGUACGACUUAACAUCAUGCCCGUCAUGGAUUCUAGCCCCGAAAAGACCUUACCUCCAUACGUGCGACUAAUUAUCCUGCUAUGAAUAAUCAAUAUGGCUCUUAGUGCCAAUCAAGCCCAAAAGUAAUACCGAAGGCGUAACGGUGCAACGCCAAAGAAGCAGAAGAAGAAAAUGUUUCGAAACUGAAACAUAACUUCACUUCCAUCUAAAGAGCAUAAAUGGAUUUAUGAAUCCAUUUCACACAAAGGCAUUCAAGUCAUUUCGAAACGAUGUCGAUAACACCGCGUUUCCGACACACAAAAGCGCUCCAAAUAUUCAAAUGACGCGUAUGCUCGCGAUCAGGAAGCGGAACCGCGGUCUAAAGUGUGACACCUGAUUCCGACAUCUCACUAUCAGCAGCAUCAAAUAUGCAAUCGAUCGAGCUACCGGUAGACGGGGUCACCAUCUUUCGCCAUUUACAUCUACCUUUUGUGUCACGUCUCUCAUAGUUUGGUGUAGGGAGAGGGUGGGUGGUUUGUAAAUCAAAGUAAUUGCGCAGGUAUGGAACAUGCCUUGCUUGGAACGUGUGUUAUCAAAGAGUUGAAUUUGUGUGCUUUGAAAAUUGAAUGAACAGUAGUAGUGACUGGUGUUUCGUCAUUUACAAAUGGAACAGAACGUUUCUGUCAUUACAACAAGUUUGCCAAAAGUGCGCCAAAUUUUACUCCACAACAAAUUGAUGUCUUGAAAAUUAUUGAAAUAUCAGCAUUCAUAGCAUUCUCACCGGCAAUCCUAAAGCGAGGAAUAAUUCUCGAUACAGCCACGUUAACAUCGCUUACAAAUGAUUAAACAUCGACGGAAGAGACAUGAAACUGAACGUAAUGAACUGAAGGAUGUGUUUAGUCGAGUGAAAAUAAGAAGUUUUUACUGUUUCUACAAACAGUGACCUAGAGCGUUAGGUGAGCGUGACAAAGCACUGGGUCAUGUGCCCAUUAAUGGUGGUAUGCCGGUUACGCCGAUGAAGAAGUUUUAUCACUCAUCAUAAAGUUCCAGUACCGUGCAAUACAGACGGCUCACUAACCAUGUUAGCUAAGGUAGGUAAAGUUACAGCAAACACGAUUGGCGCACCGAAAUUCCGCGCUACGCCUUACACGACCAAGGCUGCACGUGUGGCCGGAUGUAGUGAAUGUGCCCGGGAGGUUGUAGGGGCCACAACGGUUACACGCCCUACCAGCGUUGUCAGAGAAUGUUGGAAAGUUUUUGCACUGCAGUUGCAUAUGCUAAUACCGUUAAAUAGUAUCACCAAAGCUACCGAAGUUGAUGAGCUGAAAUGGUACAAAUCCCAUCGAAAUCCCAUCGACUCAUCGCCAUCACCAACAUUGAUUAACAGAGCCCGAUUGAUACGCAUCGAUCGAAUAUAUUCAGUAAAACAUAUUGCUACAAUUUAACUGCGCGUUACGCAAUAUUUACAAUCAGCAAUAAAUAUUCAAUAAUUAUUACCAGCACCAACGAGAACGUUACAUCGCAAAGGGCCAUUCAAUAGUGGGGCAAAUGCAGGGUCUUAUCGGCCAGGACCUUGAGUCUUCGCGUACGGGCAGCACAAUUAGAGUGGCGUCCGGUGUCGUCGCGUGGCAGGACAAAAGGCAUAAAACUAGGGCCCGCCAUCGGUUCGCGGUUUAGUGUGGCGUUCGCAGUGGAUCAAUCACGAUCGCAGACGAGUGGCCAUCCCAUUACACGGGGGCAGUGCAGUGCAAUAGCAGAGCGUUGCGUUUUUGUUGCGUGCAGGUGCAAGUGCCCACAAAUUGAACAACAAUUCAACAUCCAACGAGGCGUCGUGAAAAAAGGGAAGAAAUGACGACACAGUCGGGAUGUUACGAAUCCGUGACGGAUUUUUACGCCAACAAGGAUGUUUUUCUUACCGGUGGAACGGGAUUCCUGGGGAAGGUGUUGAUCGAGAAGCUGCUCCGCUCUUGCCCAGAUAUUGGGCGCAUCUUUGUGCUGAUGCGCAAUAAGCGCGGCAAAUCGAUCGAAACGCGCGUUACCGAGCUCGCCGCCUGUCCUCUGUUCGACCGAUUGAAGGAGGAAAACAAAUCUGCCCUGAACAAGGUGGUCCCUGUUUUCGGUGAUAUUACGCAGCUACGCCUAGGAAUGUACGAAGAGGACAUCCAGAGGCUGAGCAACGUUUCGGUGGCAUUCCAUUUGGCCGCCAGCGUCCGCUUUGAUGAUCCACUAAGGGAUGCCAUCAAGACAAACAUUUGCUCGACACAGGAACUGUUCGAGAUGCUUAAAGCUACGGCCCCUCAGUUGCGCGCUGUGGUACACGUUUCUACUGCGUACAGCAAUCCCGAGAAUCGCUAUGUUGAAGAAAAGCUUUACCCGCCAAAGUUUGAUUGGAAGAAACUCGUUCAAGCCGUUGACCGGUACGAACCGGAAACGCUCGAUGCACUGAUGCAAAAACUUUCCCAAAACUCUCCAAACACGUACACAUACACCAAAGGGUUGGCGGAACAGGUGUGCAAUGAUUACAGUACCGAGUUGCCCCUCGCCAUCGUACGCCCGUCGGUAGUGCUAUUUACUAUUGCCGAGCCGAUGAGUGGCUGGGUGGACAAUUUUAACGGGCCGACGGGAAUGCUGGUCAGUGCUGGGCUGGGCAUCACGAGGACAGCCUACCUGCGACCGAAAAAUCGCAUCAACAUCAUUCCGGUGGACGUGGUGGUUAAGACCAUCAUACUGGCGGCCUGGAAGCGCGGAACUAUUGAACGGGCCUGUGGCCCCAAACAUCUUCCCAUCUACAACAGUGCCGUCACAUACGAACAAUCGCUGGAGUAUCAGGAAAUGCUGGAUCGCGGAAAGGAGUAUCUGUAUGCCGUUCCGUUCAGCCGCAUGCUCUGGGUGCCUCGUGGAUAUCCAACGGAUUGGAAAACGUUGUACUACUUUAAGCUAAUUUUCACCAUGCUUUUACCAUCCUUUCUGCUGGAUCUCCUCAUCAGAAUGUUUGGCCACAAACCAUUCUUAAUGAAGUUACAAUCGAGAAUUUACGGUUCGGAAGUAUCGCUACGUUACUUUGUCCGUAAUGAGUGGGAAUUUGAAACGAAGCAGACAGAUAAUUUACCAUCCUUGCUAGACGAGAAAGAUCGAAACACCUUCGGAUGGUACAUGCCAAGAAAAUUAACCGGGAAAUAUCUCGAGAACGCGUACCCGACCAUCAGACGCUACUUGAUGAAGGAUCCGGACGAAACAAUUCCUUACGCCAAACGAAAGCUAGCACGUAUGAUACUCGCCGAUCGUAUCAUUAGCAUUAUCGUUUGCUGCUUAACGCUGGUAGCCAUUUAUAGGCGAAUGUUUGCUGAAAGUUUGUAGUGGUGCAAUAAAUAUUACGAGAUGUUCCCGUUCUCGUUGCAUAUAAUC
Anopheles merus is the source of this 3950-nucleotide messenger RNA. Its product is annotated as putative fatty acyl-CoA reductase CG5065. Gene Ontology annotation, cellular component: peroxisome. Gene Ontology annotation, biological process: long-chain fatty-acyl-CoA metabolic process. Gene Ontology annotation, molecular function: alcohol-forming very long-chain fatty acyl-CoA reductase (NADP+) activity. Bases 2394 to 3902 code for a protein of 502 amino acids. The transcript is spliced from 10 exons. NCBI's taxonomy places the organism in Eukaryota, Metazoa, Arthropoda, Insecta, Diptera, Culicidae. The record is from RefSeq and is a predicted model, not a curated record.